GCAACCACUGAGGAAAUGGAACCCAACAGCCAAGAAGAUGAGAAAGAUGGUGAAAACCUAAAAGAAGGGAAUACAGAACUUACAGAGCCACAGCAUUUUACAACUACUGUGACUCGGUGCAGCCCCACCGCGGCCUCCGUGGAGUUUUCCUCCAGCCCCAAGCUGAGGAACGAUGUGCCAGAAGAGAGAGACCAGAAGAAACCGGAAAAUGAAAUGAGCGGGAAGGUGGAGUUGGUGCUGUCACAAAAGGUGGUAAAGCCAAAGUCUCCAGAACCAGAAGCAACCCUGACGUUUCCAUUUCUGGACAAAAUGCCUGAAACCAACCAGUUACAUUUGCCAAAUCUCAAUUCUCAAGGGGAUUCUCCCAGCAGUGAAAAGUCACCUGCAACUACACCUUUCAAGUUCUGGGCAUGGGACCCGGAAGAGGAGCGCAGGCGACAGGAAAAAUGGCAGCAGGAGCAGGAACGACAGCUCCAGGAGAGAUACCAGAAAGAGCAGGACAAGCUGAAAGAAGAGUGGGAAAAGGCCCAAAAGGAGGUGGAAGAGGAAGAACGCAGAUACUAUGAGGAGGAGCGCAAAAUAAUUGAAGACACUGUGGUUCCAUUUACUAUUUCUUCAAGUUCCGCAGACCAGCUGUCGACAUCCUCCUCUGUGACUGAAGGCAGUGGAACAGUGAAUAAGAUGGAUCUGGAAAACUGUCAUGAAGAAGAACAAGAGACAAGACAGAAGAAACCAUUCCAGGGGGGCAACAAUGGCUUGUUGCCUGAGACUAGAGAAAGUGGUCCCCUGGAGGAAAAGGGCAGGCUUAUUCAAGGGGCCUUGACUGAUUCUGAGAACCCUGUAUCAAAAGGAACCCAUCAAAAUGAUCAGCUGGAUACAGAAGCUGGGGCCCCACACUGUGGGGUGAACCCGCAGCUAGCUCAGGGUCCAUCCCAGAAUCAGCAGGUAUCAAACCCGCCAGUGAACACUUUAGAAGAUGUGAAGCCAAAAACCCUCCCAUUGGAUAACAGCAUUAACCAUCAGAUGGAGUCACCGAGUGAAAGGCGGAAGUCUAUAAGUGGGAAGAAGCUGUGCUCGUCCUGUGGGCUUCCUUUGGGGAAAGGAGCUGCGAUGAUCAUUGAGACCCUCAAUCUCUAUUUUCACAUCCAGUGCUUCAGGUGUGGAAUUUGCAAAGGACAGCUUGGAGAUGCAAUGAGUGGGACGGAUGUGAGGAUUCGAAAUGGUCUUCUAAACUGUAAUGAUUGCUACAUGAGAUCCAGAAGUGCUGGCCAACCCACAACAUUGUGACAUGGUUUUCAAGACCCCAGAUCACUCACCACUUCUCUCUUGAGAGUGUCCCCUGGCAAUUGUUUAACAGAAUCCCAUGUUCGGGGGCUUCUCAGCAUUCAUCUAAUUUCUGAAAGGCUAUUCUAAAAGGUGGUAUCUGUUCUUUCAUAGCACAGUGUUUGUGUUUUUCCUGUUCGUUGUUUUUCUCUUUUUUUUUUUUGCAUUUGCACAAUAUAUACAAAAGAAUAUUGAACUAUAAUGAUUCUGACUAGUUCAAAAGAAGGUCUUAGCAUGGUCGAACAGGCUUAUGGGUUUAAAAUGUGUUAUUCUCUUCUUGGGGAGUUGGUGAGAUAGAUGAUUCAAUAAACCUGUUUUGUUUUAGGAUUCUAGGAAUUAAAUACUUUGUGUUUACAAAAUUGAGCUGCAGAAAGUGCAAGACAUGCCAAUUUGAGACACGGGGUCUUUUAAGACAGGAGCUUACAAGUAAUGCAUUUCAGAUACUAAAAACCACAUCAUAUAGCUCUGAGCUAUAACUUGUUUUUAAUGCAAUGACACUAGUCUGAUCAUAUAUACUGUAAUCCUGAAACAUUUGUGUUACUUACCUUUUGAGGCAGAAGUCAUACCAAUAAAUUAUUGCACCGUUAGUAUUAGGUUUAGUGUGCUUUGAAGGUUAUGUCAUUGACCACGAGCCUGGGACAUCAA
Molecule: messenger RNA, 1968 nt
Organism: Myotis lucifugus (little brown bat)
Lineage: Eukaryota; Metazoa; Chordata; Mammalia; Chiroptera; Vespertilionidae
Product: LIM and calponin homology domains-containing protein 1-like
Exons: 13
Biological process (GO): positive regulation of stress fiber assembly; regulation of focal adhesion assembly
Cellular component (GO): stress fiber
Molecular function (GO): myosin II head/neck binding
Source: RefSeq, a predicted model, not a curated record